This is a messenger RNA of Musa acuminata subsp. malaccensis (wild Malaysian banana), 1124 nucleotides long. RefSeq names its product transcription factor MYB2. Lineage: Eukaryota; Viridiplantae; Streptophyta; Magnoliopsida; Zingiberales; Musaceae. The record is from RefSeq and is a predicted model, not a curated record. Gene Ontology annotation, cellular component: nucleus. Gene Ontology annotation, biological process: regulation of DNA-templated transcription. Gene Ontology annotation, molecular function: DNA-binding transcription factor activity; sequence-specific DNA binding.
CUCUCUCCCUCUCCUUCUCUGUCUCUCUCUCUCUCUUCCUUUCGAUAUACUACACUCUUAAAGCGUCGGUCUGAGAGGCAGAAUGGAGCUUCAUGGAAGGCCUUGCAGCUCUGCCACGCGGCAAAGCGAAGAGGGGAUGGACCUGAGAAGAGGGCCUUGGACCGUGGAUGAGGACCUUAUACUGAUGAAUUAUGUCACUACCCAUGGCGAGGGACGAUGGAACUCCCUUGCUCGUUGCGCAGGUCUGAGAAGAACAGGCAAGAGUUGCCGGCUCCGAUGGCUCAACUAUCUCCGCCCUGAUGUCCGGCGUGGCAACAUCACCCCCGAAGAGCAACUUCUCAUCCUCGAGCUCCACUCUCGUCUGGGAAACCGGUGGUCGAAGAUAGCGCAGCACUUGCCGGGGAGGACCGACAACGAGAUCAAGAACUACUGGAGGACCAGGGUGCAGAAGCACGCGAAGCAGCUGCGGUGCGACGUGAACAGCAAGCAGUUCAAGGACAUCAUGCGGUACGUAUGGAUGCCUCGCCUCGUCGAGAGGAUCCGCGAGGCCUCCAUCAACUCCUUCGCCGCCAUGCAUCAGAAUGCUGCAGCUCCACUGGCUCCCAUGCAGCCCCUCCACCCAAUCGCCCAGCCUGCACCAGAAAACACGACCGACUCUUUGUUCUCAUCGCCUCUCGUCUCCGAGAGCUUCACGGGGAGCCGCGAGACUCAGGCCGGCGACGACACCGUCGUCGACUGGAUUCAGGAACCUCGGCUACCGAGCCCCGGCGGGUACGCAUGCCCGGACCUGCCGGACUUCGACCACGGCGGAUGGGGGGAGAGCUUGUGGAGCGUGGACGACAUCUGGUUGCAACAGCAGCUUUGAAAUGGGAAGUUUGGGGGCCAAAAGGAGGCAAAAGAUGAUCGAAGCAAAAUAAAAACAAGAGAGGGAAAACAUUCUCAAGCACUCCUCCAAUCAUUUCUCCUCUGCUAUCUCUGUCCUUCCUCAACACUGGACAUAUGGUUUUAAUCUCAUUCUUUGGUAUGUGUAUGUUCUAAUUGACCUCAUUGAGAACGAUUAAUUUGAGCUAUGCAAACCGCUCAUGUACAUCUUCUCCAUAAUGUCAUAAAGAUGUUUGCCGUCA